This is a messenger RNA of Chinchilla lanigera (long-tailed chinchilla), 2938 nucleotides long. It is a transcript of the gene Tmem232, whose product is annotated as transmembrane protein 232. The record is from RefSeq and is a predicted model, not a curated record. NCBI's taxonomy places the organism in Eukaryota, Metazoa, Chordata, Mammalia, Rodentia, Chinchillidae. The coding region runs from base 497 to 2587 and encodes 696 amino acids. The transcript has 17 exons.
UCCGGCCACCUUUAGUGCUUGGUUGCUAGGGAGACGAGGAAGUGACCUAAAGCCCACCCUUAAAACUAUGAUUACGGAGAAGACUGCGCGCAAACUGGAGUUCGGGAGGGCAGUGGAAUUUCACUUCCAGGUCUUGAGUGGCUAAACCCUGCUCACGAGACCCUGAAGGCGCAAAGAGCGACUCCCAACGCGUCCUUAGCAACCAGCGGCGUCCCGGCGGCCGGCGGGUUAAGGGUCUCUACCAGGUUGCAGAUGAACUGCUGAGCUCCUAGUCAGCUUGUCACAGCCGCUUCCAGAGCUAGAAUACACCCCUUCAAAGUGGAAAUAUUCAUUGUUUUGAUGCUCUACCACAGUCUUAAACUGCAAGAUGGCAGUGUGGUAUGAUGGGUAAGCGUGCAAUGUGGAAAUCGACACCUUAUGUAAUUCCUGCACCAAAACAGAACAUGUCUCUGUCAUCAUGUAGGUCAUUUAAUUUUCAGGUUUAUGAUCUGUAACCAUGCCCAUUAACAAAUCACCUGCAGUUAAUAAAUUUGGAGUAAUAUCUUUCCCUUAUGGUGAAGAAGUCUUGAAAUUUAAUUUUCAAAACUCAAGUAAGAGUCAUAAAUCAAGGUCAUUAUUGUUAAUCAGAGAAAAGUUCAUCUUGAAAUUUAAUCAAACACAGAAUCCAGUAGAGAAGAAAGAACUGCUGGAACAAGCAAGAAAAAACAUUCUCAGAUGUAAGAGAAAAUUAGGUCUCAGUUCCUUGGGUUUGGGGAAGCAUGUGCAUCUUCCUUUCGCGUGGACUGAAGUAAUAUAUUUGGCACAGUGCAAAGGAGAAAUCCAAGAUGAAGCUUUAGGUAUGCUGUAUGCUUCUCUGGACCAUGCUUCCUUUGAUUACGAUCAUCUGCCUGCUUUAUUUUUUGUUGCGGAAUCAGUUUUAUACAGGCUCUGCUGUGAUGCAUUCCUGCAGGAGUUUUUAUAUUCUGUUGAGAUAAAGCUGACAAAGAUCGGCUAUUUGAUCUUCUUACGGCUUUUUAUAUUUUUCCUGCAUGGUCAACUAAGAAGUUUUAAAGAACACUUACUGAGGCUUCAACCGUACUCAUAUGCACUUUUUGCUUCUGGAGAGUCAUAUCACAAGUAUCCAAAUAUCUUUUCAAAUGUCCAAUUCAUGCUGAAAACGUUACAAAUUAUAUGUGAGAAAGAACUCUAUUCUGAAUCAGUUUUUAGCACCGUGGAAAAUACGGGAAGAUUUGCGAACACAGAAUCAGAUACGGCACAUUUGCAGUGUAAUGAUGGAGGAUAUGAACUUAACCCCCUGCUCUGGCACUGUGUUGCUGCUUGGUUUUGUGUUCUGAGCAAUAGUCCUCAGCUGAACAGCGUGCUUGAGCAUCUCAUCUUGCAUAAAAUGCAGCUUCAGAAGAAAUGCUGGCUGGAUUUAGUACUGGCCUUGUUAGUCCUUGGAGAAGCUGCCAAAUUAAAUAUGACCUGCUUGAAAACUUUAAUGGACCUAAUGAGAGAUUUUGUUUUAAGCAUUAUGUCUGUUGAGAAACAGGAUGAAGAGUACACAGGAGAUGAUCUUUCUUGGGCCGGGAAUGUAGUUCAUAUGUACACAACGAUCAUUGCAGAGAUCUGUUUGUAUGCAGCCACAUCUGAUUUGCGGAAAGCUGCCUUUAUUGGCCUCUAUGGCUGUAAAUGUGCACGCAAAGAUGUUUUCCUUAUGGACAAAUCAGAACAGCCAGAAUUACAGGAAACAAGUAUUUUAAGUCUUUUGGAAUUCUUCUCUUCAAAAAUAUCAGAUAAUUGUGAUCAAGUGGUCUGGAUCGGAUACUAUGGCUUAGUGUAUAACCUGGUGAAAAUGUCAUGGGAACUUCAGGGUGAUGUGGAGGAGGAUGGAUUUGGAAACAUGAUUUGGCAAACAUUACAAAAAACAAAGGAUUAUGAAAAAGAUGCACGGAUCCUAAAUGCAAUACAUAUUGCCCAGGCUGAGUUAAAUGACCGAAGUGACCCUUUCACUAGAUACAGUAGGAAAGUCCCGUCAAAAGCAAAGGAAGAGGUUUUCUCCAAGUACAUUGGCUGGAGAGUUGCCAAUGCACUUUCCAAACUCUUGUUCCCGCCUCCAGAUGUCCGUGUGCUUCCUUUGAAGAAACCAGCAGUACAACAGGAUCAAAUGAAAUAUCUAAAUAAAAAACAGGAAUCCACGAAGAGGGUUCUACAUUUUACUGUUAGGGAACAUCCUUCGCUCUCAGAACUUCCCAUGUUUCCAUAUCCGGAUUUCUUCACCAAAGCAGAUAAAGAAUUGGCAAAAGUGAUUGACUAUCAUUGGCAAAAAGAGCGGGAGAUCCAACAAAGAGAAGAUGCAAUAUGUGAAGCCGAAGAACAGAAAGAAAAAGAGUUACAGGAGAAAAAACACUUUGAAAAAGUUAUGAAGCAAAGAGAAGAGAAGCUGCACAAACAAACCAAACCCUAUGAGCUUCCUCCCAGGGCAGAAGUAAUUUCGUUAGAAAAGAAAACCACUCACAAAAACACUGGGGUCUCCAUGCCAGAAAGUUCUAGCACAGAAAAUGUCAAGAUAGCUACCUUCAUGUUAGGAGAGCUUUCUCAUAAUUAAUUUGAGGCUCUUUUCUGGAGAAACUAGUUUUUAUCCUGGUGCAAGCUGUCUAAUAGUCACUGAUCAGUCUUACAUUAACAGUCAGCUCCACUAUAAUCACAUUUGAAUGGUUUCACCAGUUGUAAAUUUCCAAGACUACAGCUAGUGCUUCUCUCAAUUGAUUCUUCUCUUGUGAAAUAUAGUGUUCUCGAUCAGCCAUUCUCAGAGUGUUGAUAUUCACUAGGCUGUAUCACAAAAAUGAACUUCAAAUUAAUGAGUCCAUGUAUGAAAAUUGUGUCUUGAAAAUAGAGUUAUCACUGUCUUAAAUAUCAGUAAUUACUGUUAUUCAAAUAAAAGAACUCCUGGCAUCUC